Molecule: messenger RNA, 1774 nt
Organism: Malus domestica (apple)
Lineage: Eukaryota; Viridiplantae; Streptophyta; Magnoliopsida; Rosales; Rosaceae
Source: RefSeq, a predicted model, not a curated record
AUCCCAUACAAUUUGGGUGUCAGGGCAUACUUUUAGAGGUGGCUAGCCAUUUGACUAUUACCAAAAAUUCAGAUUACUGAAUGCUUCAACACCAUACGCCUAAAGAGCAAACAUUGAACUAUAGAAAGCCUGCAACCAACCUUUCUUUUGGAUAAGCGUGUCUGUCGUCAAGUACAUUGAUCUAUUCGCCAUGAAAGUUCCUCUUGAGCUAUAUCUCUUCAACUUCACUUCUUUCCCCAUGCAGCAACGCCUCUGACAAUUACCAUGACUCGAAUCGACAGCUGCCUACUUAGCCUCGCCAACUUUCACGUCUUCUGCACUCUUUCAAUUGUUGCAAUCAUCUUCAUCGUCAAUGCCGAUAAAAUCAUCUAUAGCAACUCGGAACGGUCAUUGGCGUCGGACAAUGAAGCGAUUUCUCCGUUGCUGCAGAAUUAUGAUCAUAAUUCUGCAGGCAGACUGAUCAAGUCUGAUGUAAGUCGCUUAGUCCUGCAUUCCAUGCAGGACGAGACCAUUGAAGUUGGUAGAGAAAACACAAGGCCUCUUGUUCCUCCUUUCAAUGUCACAGAAGAAGAGAGAAUUGCUUGGUUCCGAAGCAAGCUGCCGGAAUUUCACAUUCUCAAGUCAGACAAGUCUGCAAAGCAAUUCCAUGGCCGUGUUCUGGAAUUCUUUAACAAGGAGUGUGAGGGUCAGUUCUUUAUGACAUGGAUUUCGCCGGCAAGGUCUUUUGGGAGCAGAGAGUUCUUGACUAUGGAAAGUCUCUUCAAAGCCCACCCACGCGGAUGUUUGAUGAUUAUCUCGAGAAGUAUGGACUCCAAGCACGGCUACAGAAUUCUGAAACCGCUGCAGGAUAGUGGGUUCAAAGUCAUGCUGACACCAGACUUGUCAUUUCUGUUCAACAACACACCGGCAAAAACCUGGUUUGCUGGGAUGAAGAGAGGCAACAGAGACCCUGGUGAGAUUCCAUUAGCCCAGAACCUGUCGAAUUUGAUUAGACUUGCAGUUCUAUACAAGUAUGGAGGAGUUUAUUUAGACACAGACUUCAUCGUCUUGAAAUCAUUCUCAGGACUGAGAAACUCGAUUGGUGCACAAAGUGCGGAUGUGGUUUCGAAGAACUGGACCAGAUUAAAUAAUGCAGUUCUGAUCUUUGAUGCGAAUCAUCCCCUUCUGCACAAGUUCAUGAAGGAAUUUGCCCUGACUUUUGAUGGGAAUAAAUGGGGGCAUAAUGGUCCCUACCUGGUCUCCAGAGUGGUCCUGAGGGUGCAAAACCGACCCGGUUAUAACUUCACGAUUCUACCCCCUCUCGCCUUUUACCCUGUCGACUGGAAUAGGAUCGGGGGGCUGUUUAAAAAGCCGGGAAGCCCGGCUCAUUCACGAUGGAUAAAAGCAAAGCUGCUUCAGCUUAGCGGGGAGACUUAUGGAGUACACCUAUGGAACAAGCAAAGCAGCAGAGAAGUAGUCCAAGAAGGAAGCAUUAUGCAGAGAUUAAUCUCCGAUCACUGCAUCAUUUGCAACGACAUAUAGAGUUAUUCAAGAAUCUUAAGCAAAUAAACGGUGAAGCAUCUUCAAUCAGUGACGAAGUCGCAGACUGGAAAUUAGUAUCUGUUUCUUGGAAUUCCUUUCUUUUUUUCGUUAAUUUUUUUUUCCGAUCAUACAAAUUUCGAUCAAUCUUCUUUUAUUUCGAUUAGCCCCAUUGUUUGGUUGUUAUUUGUAAAUGUUAGAUUCUGUAAACAAGUUAUGGAACACAUUCCAUGUCUCAGUAUGUUACUAGAACUUA